Molecule: messenger RNA, 1320 nt
Organism: Helianthus annuus (common sunflower)
Lineage: Eukaryota; Viridiplantae; Streptophyta; Magnoliopsida; Asterales; Asteraceae
Exons: 2
Coding region: 1-1320 (439 amino acids)
Biological process (GO): DNA integration
Molecular function (GO): nucleic acid binding
Source: RefSeq, a predicted model, not a curated record
AUGACUAGGCUUUUAGAGAAGGAUGUACCUUUUGUCUUCGACGAGGAGUGCAUCAAGGCGUUUGACUUCUUGAAAGAAAAACUUGUUAGUGCCCCGAUACUUGUUUCGCCCAAUUGGAGCUUACCUUUCGAGUUCAUGUGUGACGCAAGCGAUUAUGCCGUAGGUGCGGUCCUAGGUCAAAGAGUCGAUAAAUACUUUCAUCCGAUCUACUACGCGAGCAAAACUCUAAACGAUGCUCAAGAGAACUAUACCACGACGGAAAAGGAACUCUUAGCCAUAGUGUUUGCGUUUGACAAGUUUCGCUCAUAUCUCGUGCUUUCUAAAACCACCGUGUUCACCGACCAUUCCGCUUUGCGAUUUCUGUUUCAAAAGAAAGACGCAAAGCCGCGUCUUAUUAGAUGGAUUCUUUUGCUCUCCGAGUUCGAUAUAGAAAUUAAGGAUAAAAAGGGAGCAGAAAACGUGGCCGCCGACCACUUGUCACGAUUAGAGGAUCCAAAGAGAGAGGAGGUUCGUGAGGAUUCCAUAGGAGAUACCUUUCCCCACGAAACCAUAGAUUUUGUUAGUGCCGAGGUAGAGGGUUUGCCAUGGUUUUCGGAUUUGGCAAACUAUUUGGCAACCGGAGAUCUUGUGAGGGCACUUGCACGCUACGGUGUCACUCAUCGUCUUUCUACCGCAUACCACCCGCAAACUAGUGGCCAAGUAGAGAAUGCUAACCGAGGGAUGAAGAAAAUCUUAGAGAAAACGGUAGGAAAAAGUAGAAAGGAUUGGUCGGAAAAGCUCGACGACGCUUUGUGGGCAUUCCGUACCGCCUAUAAGACACCGUUAGGCACAACACCCUUUAUGAUCGUGUAUGGCAAAGCUUGCCAUCUUCCGGUAGAAUUAGAGCAUAGGGCGUUGUGGGCAUUAAAAACCGUAAACCUUGACCUUACCGAAGCCGCAAGGAGGAGAUUCUUCCAGAUUCAUGAGUUGGAAGCAUUGAGAGAUGCCGCUUAUGAAAGAUCAUGGAGUAUCAAGGAGAAAACUAAGGCAUUGCAUGAUAGGCGGUUGAGAGGGUUGAAAGAUUUUAAGGUAGGUGAUAAAGUACUUUUGUUCAACUCACGGUUGAAAUUGAUAGCAGGAAAAUUGAAAUCGAGGUGGAGUGGCCCGUAUGUGGUGAAAGAAGUGUUUCCAUACGGCACGGUUGAGCUAUACGAUGAGGUCGACAAAGGUGUGUGGAAGGUAAACGGCCAUAGACUGAAACAUUACUUGGAAGGUCCUAUUGAUACUACUGAAGAGGAAGAAAUUCCUCUAGAGGACCCACCUACCUUUGCCGAACAGUGA